Molecule: messenger RNA, 516 nt
Organism: Balearica regulorum gibbericeps (East African grey crowned-crane)
Lineage: Eukaryota; Metazoa; Chordata; Aves; Gruiformes; Gruidae
Source: RefSeq, a predicted model, not a curated record
GCAUGCACAUGGGGUGUAGCCUAUGAAGUUCGUGGGGAACAAAUUGCUGCAUCGCUACAGUAUCUCAACAUGCGAGAAGCUGUCCUGGGAGGCUAUGUCACCAAGUUGGUGAAGUUCCACCCUCAGGAGAAAGAUACAGAAGAACCCAUCCUGGCUCUUGUUUACAUUGCAACACCCCAGAACCCUUCUUACCUCGGCCCAGCAUCUGAAGAAGACAUUGCAGCUCAAAUCAUCGUCUCAAGUGGUUGUGCUGGUCAUAACAUUGAGUACUUGCUGAGACUGGCAGACUUUAUGCGCUACUUUUGUCCUCAAGCAGAGGACAAACAUCUCUUCUCCAUUGAAGAGGCUCUUAUUUCCAUCCUUCCAUGCCUAUACUACACAGAAGAGUCUCUAGAAGAAACUGCAAGUGACCCUCAGAAGUCUAAGAGUUGAAAUAGAAAAAAUUUUUUGCAGGGUCCCAGUAGGAGGGAUGUAAGGGAGGAAGCAAUGGGGACAAUCUUAACUCUGAUAAAAUAG